Molecule: messenger RNA, 1500 nt
Organism: Dovyalis caffra
Lineage: Eukaryota; Viridiplantae; Streptophyta; Magnoliopsida; Malpighiales; Salicaceae
Source: the annotation of a GenBank genome assembly
AUGACAGGUCACUGGACGCAACUCCCUCGCAAUGCUAAUAUGGAGGACCUUCGAAGUGGAUAUUUGUUUCCUGAGAUAUCCAUACGUGAGUCUGAACACAUUCAAAAGAACCCAAAUGCAAGGUUGAUAAGAUUAGGAAUUGGUGACACCACACAGCCUAUACCAGACAUCAUAACAACGGCUAUGGCUGAGCAUGCAUAUGCUUUGUCAACUGCACGAGGUUAUACAGGAUAUGGCGCUGAGCAAGGCAACAUGGAUUUACGGAUGGCUAUUGCUGAAACAUUUUACAAAGGUACAGGAACGAAAGGCGAUGAGAUUUUUGUAUCUGAUGGAGCACAAUGUGACAUUUCACGUCUUCAGAUGCUUCUGGGUUCCAAUGUGACAGUGGCUGUUCAGGACCCUUCUUUUCCGGCGUAUAUCGAUACCAGUGUGAUUGUUGGUCAAUCCGGCAAGUUGGAAGAGAAAACUGGGAAGUACAGCAACAUUGUUUACAUGAACUGUGGAGCUGAGAACAAUUUUUUCCCCGACCUGUCUACUACUCCACGAACAGAUAUAAUAUUCUUCUGCUCUCCAAACAAUCCAACCGGUAGCGCUGCAUCGUGGCGGCAAUUAAAGCAACUGGUUGAUUUUGCCAAGGCAAACGGAUCCGUAAUAGUUUAUGAUUCUGCAUAUGCUGCCUAUAUAUCAGAUGAAAGCCCAAGAUCAAUAUUUGAAAUUCCUGGAGCCAAAGAGGUUGCUAUUGAAAUUUCAUCCUUUUCCAAAUUCGCUGGAUUCACGGGCGUCCGCCUCGGGUGGACAGUGGUUCCUGAAGAGCUGACAUACUCUAAUGGAUUUCCUGUCAUUAAAGAUUUUAACCGCAUUGUAUGCACCUGUUUCAAUGGUGCGUCCAAUAUUGUUCAGGCUGGAGGGCUGGCAUGUCUUUCUAAAGAUGGUAUUCAGGCUGUGGGCAAUGUGGCUGACUACUACAAAGAGAAUGCCAAAAUACUUGUCGAAGCAUUUGCAUCACUUGGAUUGAAGGCCUACGGAGGCAAAAAUGCCCCUUAUGUAUGGGUACAUUUUCCAGGGAUGAGUUCUUGGAAUGUAUUCAAUGAAAUUCUACAGAAAACACAUGUAGUGACUGUUCCAGGUAGAGGAUUUGGUCCUGGUGGUGAAGAGUAUAUCAGAGUUAGUGCGUUUGGUCAUAGAGAGAGUAUAACUGAAGCUUCAAUGAGUAGAAUGGUAGCUAUAGUCACAACAAAUUUGAGCAAAAAUGUUGUCUGCUUCAUUGAUGCCAUGGCAACUCCCGGGUAUUGUCUAGCUGAAGCAUAUGUGUUGCGAAAAUUACACAAUGAUAAAUUGAAGAGAAUGGAAGAAGAGAAAGCUAAGAUAGACGAUGAUGAGCUUGAUCUUGAAGUGAAACAACAAAUUGGCUGUUUUUUAUCCAUCUUUAAGAAAGUCCAUCCAGCCCGAGCUGUGUUGAAGGAUCGUGCCGGAAAAGAAGCUCAGAGUUUGCAUUCUUAA